Messenger RNA from Phymastichus coffea, 4190 nucleotides. Its product is annotated as CDK5 and ABL1 enzyme substrate 2. NCBI's taxonomy places the organism in Eukaryota, Metazoa, Arthropoda, Insecta, Hymenoptera, Eulophidae. Gene Ontology annotation, biological process: regulation of cell cycle. The coding region runs from base 439 to 2169 and encodes 576 amino acids. The transcript is spliced from 10 exons. The record is from RefSeq and is a predicted model, not a curated record.
GAGAGAGCGAGCAAAGAAAAAAGGAAGAGAAGUAGGCUCUCUCCGGGUGUCCCGGGUGCAAAUCAUUUAGACGUGUAGUUUCGAGCAUUGUAGUGUGCAGUGAUAGUGAUUGAUCGUGUUGUUACAUAGUAUACAGAACUUGAGACGCUCGUACGAGUGCCGUUGAUAAGAGUAUUUGCGUGAUAUCUUAUGAAAGCAGAGGCUACAAUGGCAACGUAUCUUAAGGGCUUGCAAUUGUGUGUGCAGUCUUUGCCUCUGUUUAUAAACUCAAGAACUAAGUGCGUGUUGUUGAGUGAACAUGAAUCGUGAUCUUAGUUUUCGUUCCACCUCGGAUACUACUGCCCGACACCAAGCUGUCUUUACUUAUUAUUAUUAUUAUUCAAAACUCAGGCAGACUCUUACAACAAAUACUUAUUAACUUGUCACUGUUACAAAGGAAUGGCAGCAGCCAUAAGGAGAAAUCACUCUCGAAGAAGAUUAGCUGCAUUUACAUUUUUAUCAAAUAUUUCAUUGGAUGGAAGUCACAGGGAUACUCGACUAGUGUUGCUUCCUCGAAACGGUGCAUCUAAUAAUCAAAACAGUGAGGUUCAACCAGUGCAAUCGAAACUAAAUAAAGAAAAUGUAGAAACUAUUAGGAAUGAAGCCUUAGUUGGUUCAUGUGAUGAAAAUACUAAUCAAGCAAGAAAACAUAAUGACUCACCUCAGCCUGUAGCACUUCCCAAUCGAGUGCAAGAUAGGUCAUUCAGCUCUGAUUCAGAGGCAACUGUAACACCAUCAAAAGCAGCUACUAACUUGCCAGAGCAAGAACACAACUGUCCUCUGCUUUUAUCAUCUCAUCAUGCUUCUUUCAGAGAACGCUCUGGCACUACAGGCAGUGAGCACUGUUUAAUUGAACGCCGAGUUGGCUCCUUGCAUUUCAAAAGGAAGAUUGCUCAUCAAACUUCAACCUUAUCAGAAGAUAUUAAAAAUCAGUAUAAUAGUAGUAAUGAGAGUAUAGGAUCAUUGCGUACAAAAUCUCUAUCACAAUCAUCAAAAUCAAAAUCUAAAGCACUUAGUAAUCCACAGACGGGUUGUAUGAAUAAUGGAAUAAUUCCAGAGGUUUCAAGAGAAUUGCGUUUUAUGAAAAAGCCAAUCAAUGGUCAUAAAUUUACUGAUGACCGAGUGAUAUUAGUAUCUUCUAAGAAAGUACCAUUUUUAGUGUUUUCAUCACUUCCCUUUAGCAAAGGACAACGCACUAGCUGGUCUGAGCUGCGCAAAGAUGGCGGGCGCAGAAAAAACACUAUCACCUCGAGGCCCUUAUCAUCCAUCAACGACAAUUUUGAUCCCUUUGGAUUGUUGGGCAUCGAAAGGGCCCAAAAUGAUCAACAGAUAUCGUAUAGAAAAUUACUGGAACCAUCAUCACAAUUCCAAAAGGAAAAGAAAAUGCACAUGAGUGAUAGUGAAGCUAUCGAGUUAAUGCACAUUUCAUCCAGCAAUAAACAUCACGUUGUAUCAAGGACGAAAACUAUUACAUGGAAUCCAGAACAUACGAAGUGGUGUUUGUCAUAUGAUAUUGCUACAAACCGCAUACAGCACGUAACAGAUGCUCCACCUAUUGUGUUAGAUCCUAAAGUCCAUGAGUGGGAUGAACAAUUUCCAUAUAACCCCAAUUUAUUAGAUGAUCCCGAAUUAAUUGCCGGGAAACACAGGACUUUACUCACGUUCACUUCAUACAUGGCUUCGGUUAUAGAUUACGUACGCCCGUCAGAUUUGAAAAAAGAAUUGAACGACAAAUUUCAAGAAAAGUUUCCACACAUUCAACUGACUUUAAGUAAAUUACGAAGCUUGAAACGUGAAAUGAGGAAAAUUGCUAAAAUGGAAAAUGGAAUUGACUUAUUAACAGUAGCUAUGGCAUACGUGUAUUUUGAAAAACUCAUUUUGCGAAAUAUCGUUACAAAACAAACUCGCAAGUUAUGUGCUGGUGCUUGCCUGUUACUCGCUGCUAAGUUAAAUGAUGUUAAGGGCCAAGUCUUGAAAUCGCUUAUCGAGAGAACGGAAAAUGUAUUGCGAUUAAAUCGCAAAGAUUUAUUGACAUCCGAAUUUGCAGUUCUCGUGGCUCUUGAAUUCGGCUUACAUCUUCCGACGUGGGAAAUCUUUCCACACUAUCAACGUCUUUUAUACGAAUCUUGACCUCUCAUCUAUUCGAUCGUAGGUAUAACUACCUGUUUUUAUCAUUAAACUUCAAACUGCGAGCAAAAAGUUCUUUCAACUUAAAACCAAAUAAAUUUAUUAAGAUAAUUUCCGAGUGAUAAUAUACAUAAAAGUUUAAGAAAAUUUAAAAAAAUUAUAAAUCAUAAACUUUUGCAAUUUAUAACAUAAAAGCAAAUAAUAUAAUAAUUAUAAAACAUUGAUUUUAUGUUUACGUUGUAGGUGUACUUAAAAAAUAAUGUUCUUUAUCAUUUCUCACUGAAUUCGAAUUAUUUCGACAGUAUGGAGUUUACGUUAUUUAUAGUUGUAACUGUUUAUUCAGUUUGUCUUUACGUGAUAUGAGUUUUUUAAUCAAACUUUUGUAACUUUACUGUCUUUUCUCUUUGUAUAUUCACGUUUUGCUUUUUAAUGACUUGCAUUAUUGCCAUACAGUUUGCCAAUUUAAAAAAAUAACUAGUACUGAUUGGUCUUACAAUGUCAGCUGUAAUUUGUCAGCUGCAUUUCUAAAGUAGUUCUAGAAAUAAAACUCGAAUAGUGUAUUGUAAGCUAUUUAACUUUAUAUAAUUACAAAUUUGGUAAAAUUCACCCAGUACGUGUGCAAAACAGUAGGAUUACUCUCAGCCUUGAUGUAAAACUUCCAAAUAUUGUCCCAUAAGACGUCCAAAAUAGUUUAUGGAAAAUAAUUUUUAUGUGCUUAACAAUUUCAUGAAAAUAAAAACAGUAAUGAGUUCUAUAGAAAAAGAAAGAUUAGAAAGAGUUUUUGACAUUACAAGAUUUUAAUAUUUCUAUAAGAAAUUUGAAUACAAGGAAAAAUCUUUGAGUGUAUAUAUUGAAAUGAUAAGAAAGGUAUUUUGCACCAUUUUAUAAGCAGUCGAUUUAAUUUGAACAGAUAUUCAAUAUUUAUUGUUAUAUUCUUCUACACACUUUACCACAAUAAUUAUAGUGCAAAAUUUGAUAUUCUCUGAGUACAUAGUGCUGAGACUGAUCAUCCAUAAUUUUUGGAUUAUUAAUAUAGUCGUGGUUAAAAAGACUUUUAGCCUAUUUCAAAAUUAGCGCAGCACAAACUUCGUUUGUACCGCUCAUUAGAUUAAUAUACGAUUUGAAUCAGAAGAAUCUUGGGAUAAAAGUCCAUGAUUUAAAGGAUUGUAUAGAUUUAAUAAGGAUUUCAUCGGUUUUCACUUGAAAAACUUAAUAAAAAAAGUUUAUGAUACAUUUUGUAAUGCUUUAGUACUCUACUUUCUUCUAGUCUACGAAUGCUGAAUGUAUUUCAAUGUAAAUAUGGUGUCACCAAUUAAAGUCAAAACGUUGUUGAUUCGGGGCGGGGAAUCCGAAAAGAGUAACAUUUAUAAAUUUAAUAAACCUGGCCAAUGUCUUAUUGGUAUUUACAACAAAAUCGAGAAUUUACUUAUCUCAAUAUAGCACAUAUUUGAUAGUAUGACGACUUUUGUAGAAUGAAGCUUUUAAUUACUACAGAAACAAAGCGUGCGUUUAACCACAUUCAAUUUAUCUUUUUCAAAGAAAGCAAAACUCUUUAAUGUACCUGUUAAAUUGUGAGUCAAGAUUUCAUCAUUUUGUAAAUAAUAAGUUAAUGUACAUAUAAAAAUCUAGAGUAAAAAGAAAGUGUCAAUCGAGAUUUGAAUACACAAAAGUAAGUAAUUCAAUAGUUAUUGUUUUUAUUUUAUAAUUUGUGUUUGAUUAUUAUUGAUGAUGAAAAUUUAAUUGUUUAAUGAUCAUGUAAAUACUUUCGAGUUACAUUGACUCUUGUUAAAAAUUUUCUUAUAAAUAUUUUUUAUGACUGAAGGUGAUUUGGAUUUGAAAAUCUGAAUGACAGUUAGAUAGUUAACGAGCUGGGUCUCGAUAUUAUUAUUAUUAUCAUUAUCAUUAUUAUUACAUAAUCUACCAAUAGUACAAGCUUUUCACAUUAUAUACAAACAGUAUCUACAAUUCUAUACCUUUCAAUCUUGUAUACCGAAAAUUGUACUGUCUAAUAAAAACCUACAUAA